AUGUCUCUUUAUCAUGAGGCAGCAGAGAUCCUGACGGGCUCAUCGUUUGAAGGCGGUAGUCUCAAGUCGCGUGUUUUCAAGAAGAAAAAUCUCAAAUCUGCACCAAAUCAAGUUUACGCCUUGGUGUUAGAGAGCUGCAAAUGGAGUCUCAUUCUGAAAGAAGUGAUUGAGAGAUCAGAGCUCCUGAAACUUGAGCGCAAGCUGACUCCGACAUUGUCAUUACUUCUUGUACAUGACCUCUUGUUGGCCAAGAAGGGAAUUGCUCUUCCACAAGGCCAUGGACUUCGUGCAUCAAUUGAGAGGCAUAAAGGACGCAUAAGCUCAGAGUUCAAGCUUGCACGGCUUCGGAGAAAGAUGCCAACACUCGAAGCUUUGAAAGAGCAAGUUGAGAGACAAUGCGCUGGCGAAGAAGCGAAUUACCCUCGUUGGGUUCGUGUCAAUGCUGUAAAGAGUACACUCGAAGAACAGUUGGAAACGACUUUCUCCAAGUACACUAGAGCCACAUCCAUCAAGGAGGUUGUCACGAACGCUGGAAGACUCAUAUACGUUGACCCACAUGUGCCAAACCUUCUGGCCAUCACUGCAGGAAUCGAUCUCACAAAAACAGAGGCGUACACAACUGGCAAAAUCAUUCUACAAGAUAAAGCCUCUUGCUUCCCUGCUUAUCUCUUAGACCCCAGAGUAGAGGAUGGCGACCUGAUCGACGCAUGCUCUGCUCCUGGCAAUAAGACAACUCACUUGGCAGCAAUCCUCAAAGAACACAGACCCGAGUCCAAUGCACCAGAGCAAACAAUCUAUGCAUUUGAAAAAGAUUCUCGACGAGCACAAACUCUGGAAAAAAUGGUCAAAAUUGCAGGUUCGAAGCCUGUGACAAAAAUUGGAUUUGGUCAAGAUUUCCUGCAGGUCGACCCCAUAGCGGAGAAGUACAAGUCAGUCGGAGCUUUGCUAUUGGAUCCAAGUUGCUCAGGAAGUGGUAUUGUCGGACGGGAUUCGAUGCCGGACCUUCACCUGCCAGAAGGUAUCAGCAGCACGGGAAAGGGUCCAGCAGCAAAGCAAAACAGCCGCAAGAGGAAACAUGAGCAGGCAGAGGCGUCUGAGGACAGGAUCAUGAUAGACGAUGACGGUAACGAGACCGCCAUCAAGUCGGAGAAGGACCUAGAAGCACGCUUGGAGGCGCUGUCUUCUUUCCAACUGACGCUUCUAUUACACGCCUUCAAAUUCCCAGCAGCAAAACGAAUUACAUACUCUACUUGUUCAAUUCACAUGCAAGAAAACGAGCGUGUUGUCGUGAGAGCUCUUGAAUCUGACAUUGCGAAGGAAAAGGGUUGGCGCAUUCUUUUGCGGAAAGAUCAAGUUUCUGGUUUGAGAGAAUGGCCCGUUCGAGGACUACCUGAAGCCAGUGGGGGCGAUGAAGAAAUAGCAGAAGCUUGCAUUCGCUCUUAUAAGGACGACGGGCAAGGUGUUAUGGGAUUUUUUGUGGCUGGUUUUGUGAGGCCCGAUGUACAGAAUUUCGAGACUACCGGCAACGAGGGUCCUUACCUGCGAGACGACAGCGGUGCGAUCAUCCGUGACAUGCUCGGUAUGCCAGUCUUGAAAACGACUGGUGAGCAUGUCUCACUAACCGCAAGAGAUGAUGACAGUGGCGAUAGGAACCACCAAGAGGAAGAGGAUGAAGAUAAAGAUUCAGAAAGCGAGAGUACAAGCAGUGCUGCAGCACAUGGCCUUAAUGCUCGACAGAUCGCCUUCGAUGCAAGUCAAGGAACUGACACAGACGAAGAUGAGUGGGAAGGUCUUGCAGAUUAA
Messenger RNA from Fusarium redolens, 1803 nucleotides. RefSeq names its product S-adenosyl-L-methionine-dependent methyltransferase. Gene Ontology annotation, molecular function: methyltransferase activity. Gene Ontology annotation, cellular component: nucleolus. The record is from RefSeq and is a predicted model, not a curated record. The coding region runs from base 1 to 1803 and encodes 600 amino acids. The transcript has 2 exons. Gene Ontology annotation, biological process: rRNA base methylation. Lineage: Eukaryota; Fungi; Ascomycota; Sordariomycetes; Hypocreales; Nectriaceae.